CCCCACUCCCCCAUCACAACUCAUUAGAUAAUUUCUCUUUUUCAGCAGGGAAGUCAUUUGUCACACCGUCCAUUCAGACAAUGGAUUACCAGCCGGGGCUUUCAGUAAUCAAAAUUCCGUUUUCAUUUUGGAGGAACAUGUACAGCUAACCACAGGCUUACAGACGCAAGAGAGAUGUUUGUUCCUCUUCAGCAAUAUGUUGAUUGUUGCCAAGUCCAAGUCAUCCUCUAACUUGAAACUGAAGAAGCAGGUGCACCUGAGUGAGGUGUGGACAGGCAGCUGCCUCAGUGAAGUGUCAGAGAAAAGAUUCACCCCUGAGACCUCCUUUGUGAUUGGCUGGCCCACCACCAACUUUGUUGUCACUUAUAGGUCGCCUGAAGUGAAGGACAGGUGGAUGUCAACAUUGCUGUGGCACAUCAAUGAAGUGAAGCAGGCUGAGUAUCCCAAAAGUAUAUCCAUGCAGAUUUUGUUGAUGGACGGUGACCACAGCUCCUCUAGCACUGCAAUAAACGUCUCCAAUAUAGAAACAGCAGAGCAUGUCAUCAAGAGGACCACUGAGCAGCUGGGACUUCCUGGCCGGCCAAGAGACUAUCUCCUCUGGGUAAUACCAGGAAGGGACAAUCAUGCUUACCCACUUAUCGGCCAUGAGCAACCCUUCAGCAUUAUUCUCAGCUGCCUCCAAGAUUCCAUGCACCAGCCACAAGAUCCUGACAACAGAAUGCUGCUGACUGAUUGCUAUGGAACUUCCAUCCUGGACCAGCUCCCCAGGGAUAGGCAAUGCCAGUUCAUCUUGAAACUCAGACACCAGGCUCCAGAGCAGCUGCAGAGAGAAAAGGUACAGAAGCACACCAAGAGGAAGAAAUCUUUGAUUGACUGGGCACUCCGCCGAAGCACCAGCACCCCAGCUGGCAGCCCAGCAUCGCAGUCUCCGACCACCUCGAGGAAGCUUUUUGGCCUGUCCUUGGAAUCAGUGUGUCUUGAUGGAAACCUCCCCAAGCCAAUUAUGGAUAUCCUGCAACUCCUGUACCAUGAGGGCCCCACCACAAGGGGCAUAUUCAGGCGUUCGGCUAAUGCCAAGACUUGCAAGGAACUGAAAGAAAAACUCAACUCUGGAGAUGAUGUCCAGGUGGAUGGUGAAUCUGUCUUUGUGGCAGCUGGAGUUAUUACAGAUUUCCUACGCAAUAUACCUGACAGUGUUCUAUCCUCAGACAUGCACGGGCUGUGGAUGGAAGCCAUGGAUAAGGAAAGCCGAGCACAUAAGAUUGAAGCACUCAAAAGCUUAGUGAAUCAACUCCCAGAAGCGAACCUCAUUUUGCUCAGACACCUAUUUGGAGUUUUACAUCACAUUGAGCAAAAUUCGACAGAGAAUCAAAUGAACGCCUACAACUUGGCCCUCUGCAUCGCCCCCAACAUGCUGUGGCUUCCCAGCCCAACAGGUCCUGAGGAGGAAAGCAAAUCCACAAAGAAGGUGGCCAGGCUGGUGCAGUUCCUGAUUGAAAAUUCAGCUGAAAUUUUUGGAGGGGACAUUGCUACACUGUUCCAACAGUCAGAGAAAGAGAAGUCCAAGAGUGUGGAUUACUUCCUAGGCCAGCGCAAUGAUUCUUCAGAUGAGAUGGAAUGUGCUCCCUCCUACCAAGGAAGGGCACAUCAGCAUUAUGUGCGGGAAGCAGACCGUGAGGGCCUCUUCAGCCCAUUUGAUGGACUGAUGCUCAACGAGGAGCAAGAGGACUGGGAUUUGUUUAGCGAGAUCACUGCCUGCUAUCAGAGCAAAGCUGGGCAUGCCAGUUCCAACAGCUGCAACCUCCUGAGAGAGCAGGGAUCCUUUUGCUCCAACUGCUCAGUCUGCUCACUGGGGCCUCCGAGGAAUCGGUGCUCUUCGGAGCCCAGUGUUUGCCUGAGCUCACAGCUUUCUGCUGAGGACCAUGAGCCAGUGGCCCGGCAGUCCAGUUGUGAUGCCACCAUCAUGCACAGCCACGUUGAUUACGUUCGCAGGCUCCAGCAACUGCAGCUGGAGGGCCAGAAGCUCAUAGAUGAAGGGCUGAGCCCUGGUCUGAGCAAAGGAAAACAGAGUUUCUGGGGGGCCUGCCCAAGCGCCAGCGUGCCCAAGAAGCUUGACCCUCUGAAGUCAUGCCUGUCUAACACGUCUAGCUUCUCCAGCCUUUCGUCGACCACCACAUCUGCCUCCUCACUGAGCUCCUUGGACAGUGCUUUCUCAUACUGCUCCGAGUCAUCUGCCUUCAGCCCCACUGAAGCCUCCACCCCACCGUUCAUGUUCGGGACGUCUACCAAGCACCACGCCUUGUCCCCUAAGAUGGCAAAGAGAUCCUUGAAGGAGUGGCACAAGCCCUUGACCUCCCCAUUGCCACUGGGCCCUUGCAAUGUGGGCGCUUGCUGCGGGAAGCAGGUGGAGGACCAGGAGCCCAGCUGCAGCAGCAGAGUCUCAGCGAGGGUCUUCAUGCCCAUAGGGAGCCCGUUUCACAAGGACAACUGGGACGAAGAGAGGAAAGGGGCAGGAGCUGCUGAGAUGUUCUGCCACACUCCUGUGAAGCCAGACUCCAGAGGUCAUUUCCCUAACACCGAGAGCCCUUCUCUGCCAUCACCGCAAGUGCAAAGGGAGAAAUCUGUGAAGCACAUUGAGAUCAGUCACCCCAAAGCUUUGCAUCGCAGCCAAGAAAGCCUGAAGCGCACCAAGAUAACCGUAUUCAUGGCACCUAAAACGAGCAAUCCAACAGCAUCUCCUGUAGGGCAAAACAAGGAGGAGACAGCCAAGAAUCUGCAGAGUGUGAAAAUUCAUAUUCCGCAGACAGUGUUCUACGGGCAAAACACCCCUUUGGUCCUCCAGUCUGUCUCGAGGAGGUACCACCAUGAAUCAGUGAGCCAGUCACCCCAGGUGGAGAUCCCCGAAAGUGCUCCCCUCGUGGAAGUCCCAGGGCAACCAGCUGAGCAGGAAGGGUGGCACACCAAGGUCCAGCGGAGCACGUUCAGCCACAACCUCCGCAUCUUCCUCCCGGCCUCCAUCCGCAACACCGUCCAGGAGUACUUCAGUCAGGAAAGCUCUAAGGAAUACUGCAUGAUGACAGCAGAAACGGUGGAGAGUGAGCUUCUGCGGAGCAGGGCAGAGUGGCUUAGAAGCCAGCCCCGCCCCAGCGCCCCACCCAAGAAGCACAGCGGCCGAAUGUUUCCAGAAGAAACCAUUGUCUAGGAGCAGAGCACCUGCACCUUUCACAUUUUUGUGCUUUCUUUACGCAUAGGGAGGAUAGCCCUGUGAAAGUGCCCUCUAAAAUGCUUAGCUGAGAUGUGAAGAUACUCAUUUUCAUGGGCUGGUGUCAAGUGGCUGUCAGUGUGGUCAUUUGUAGCUUUUCCCUUCACCUCUUCGUGUGUUUGUUUUCCCUGCCCAGAAGAAAGGACGGGAACAGAUGUCUGCUAACAUGAGGCCGUUCUCCACACAUACAAAGCUUCAUCCUGCUGCUUUCUGCUGAAGAUGCCAGUUUGCACAGAGAGCUGAGCAGACAGGAGCAGAGCCACUCAAAAGGGUUUUUGUUGUUGUUGUUUCAGCUCCAUGCAAACGUCAUGGCAAGCCUACAAGGACACUGAGGAGACCCUUUCAAUCACAUUGAAAAAAAUUCACAACAACAAAAACCAAGCCUGGCUGUUUUUUGUUUUGCUUUUCAUCACUUUGUUAGGUGAAACUCGAAAGAAAAACAUUUCAUUUCAAACCCC
Lacerta agilis (Sand lizard) is the source of this 3720-nucleotide messenger RNA. Its product is annotated as rho GTPase-activating protein 20-like. Gene Ontology annotation, molecular function: GTPase activator activity. The transcript is spliced from 13 exons. Gene Ontology annotation, biological process: regulation of Rho protein signal transduction; signal transduction. The coding region runs from base 197 to 3202 and encodes 1001 amino acids. Lineage: Eukaryota; Metazoa; Chordata; Lepidosauria; Squamata; Lacertidae. The record is from RefSeq and is a predicted model, not a curated record.